UUUUUACGGUACUUCCAGACAACACGGACGAGAAAAGAAAUGGCCAGUCCCAGCUGUGGAGGUUCUACUGGAGGUUUGUGCACUGGCUACUCGGGGAACGAGACUGGAGGUCCAGGCCACCCUGGGAACGAGACUGAUGGUUUGUGCACUGGCCACCCUGGGAACGAGACUGAAGGAGAAAAACCCUACAAGUGUGACCAGUGUGACUAUGCGGCAGCAUGGAAAUCCCAUUUGGACAAGCAUGUGACCAAACACACCGGUGAGAAACCCUACAUGUGUGGGGAGUGUGGGUACCGGGCAGCUCAGAAGAUUAACUUAACCGUACAUAUGAGAAUGCACACAGGUGUAAAACCCUAUAAGUGUGACCAGUGUGACUAUUCUGCAGCACAUAAAUCCAGUUUAUACAAACACCGCCUAGCAAAACACACCGGAGAGAAACCCUACUUGUGUGGGGAGUGUGGGUACAGGACAGCUGACAGGUCUACCUUAUCCCGGCAUAUGAGAACUCAUACCAGAGAAAAAUCCUACAAGUGUGACCAGUGUGACUAUUCUGCUGCAGAAAAAUUUGCUUUGGUCCAACAUCUAACAAAACACACCGGUGAGAAACCUUAUAUGUGUGGGGAGUGCGGGCUCAGGACAGCUUGGAAAUCUACCUUAUUAAGACAUAUGAGAACACAUACUGGAGAAAAGCCCUACAGGUGUGACCAGUGUGACUAUUCUGCAGCAGAGAAAUCCACUUUGGAUGACCACAUAACAAAACACACUGGUCAAAAGCCCUACAUGUGUGGGGAGUGCGGGUACAGGACAGCUCUAAGGGCUAACUUAUCCCGACAUAUGAAGACCCAUACAGGGGGAAAACUCUACAAGUGUGACCAAUGUAACUAUUCUGCAGCACGAAAAUCUGCCUUAUCCUUUCAUGUGAAGCGUCAUACAGGAGAGAAACUUUACAAGUGUGACCAUUGUGACUAUUCUACUACACAAAAAUCCAGUUUCGACAUUCAUCUGGCAAGACACACUGGAGACAAACCCUACAAGUGUGACCAGUGUGACUAUUCUGCUGCACGGAAGUCCCAUUUGGACCUACAUCUAGCCAGACACACAGGUGAAAAGCCCUACAUGUGUGAUGAGUGUGGGUACAGGGCGGCUCACAAGUCUAACUUAUCCAGGCAUAUGAAAACUCAUACUGGAGAAAAACCCUUCAAGUGUGACCAGUGUGACUAUUCUGCAACAAGGAAAUCCACUUUAUACCAACAUGUAGAGAAACACACCGGUGAGAAACCCUACAUGUGUGGGGAGUGUGGGUACAGGACAAAUCAGAAAUCUACCUUAUCUAUCCACAUGAGAAGUCAUACCGGAGAAAGACCCUAUAAAUGUGACCAGUGUGAUUAUUCUGCAGCACACAAAUCCUCUUUGGACCAACAUCUAGCAAAACACAGUGGUGACAAACCCUACAUGUGUGGGGAGUGUGGGUACAGAACAACUCACAAGUCAGCCCUAUCGAAACAUAUGAGAACUCAUACCGGAGAAAAACCCUAUAAGUGUGACCAGUGUGACUAUUCUGCAGCACAGAAAUCCCAUUUGGACUAUCAUCUUACAAAACACACAGGUGAGAAACCCUACAAUUGUGGGGAGUGUGGGUACAGAACAACUCACAAGUCAGCCCUAUCGAAACAUAUGAGAACUCACACAGGAGAAAAACCCUACAAGUGUGACCAGUGUGACUAUUCUGCUGCACAGAAAUCCAAUUUGGACAAUCAUCUAGUAAAACACACCGGUGAGAAACCCUACAUGUGUGGGGAGUGUGGGUUCAGGUCAGCUGGCAGGUCUACCUUAUCCCGACACAUGAAAACUCAUACAGAAGACAAACCCUUCAAGUGUGGAGAGUGUGGAUACAGGACAGCUAUCAAGUCCGACUUAUCCAGACAUAUGAAAACUCAUUCAGAUGAAAAGAGAAACCGUACAUGUGUGACCAGUGACGGGGCAGCUGGAAAGGAUGAGCUGUCCGAACAGAUCAAAACUCACACCGCAUAAAAACCCUAUAAGUGUGAACAGUGCGACUAUUCUUAAGCGCAGGAAGCUCCUUUGGAUGAACUAAUGUAUGAGGAAUGUGUAGAAAUAAUGUAUUUGCUAUAUGAUAGCUUAGAUGAUGAAUAAGAUUGGUUUGAUCAUACAUGGUAUUAGGACAUAGUGCAAGUCCAUUUUUGCCGCGGACCAAAGUCUUCUGUUGUUCUCGCAAAGACUUGUUACCUCUUAUCUGAUCAAUGGUAGAUGUGUGUCAUUUGCACGCUUUACUUAAAUCCUUUUUUACGCUUGACUUAAAUCCCAUUUUUGAUGACCCAAGUAAGAAAGCCAACUGGAAAAAAACUAUGAUGAGUGUGAAGCGUUUAAAGCUAACUUGGUUUAAGUAAUGUAUUUGGUAUAUGAUAGCUUAGAUGAUAACAUUUGUGUCAUUGGACACUUUGAUUAAAUUCUUAUUAACAUGAAUGUAGAAUGUAACAAAAUAUGAUUUUUCAUACAUGUA
This is a messenger RNA of Branchiostoma floridae (Florida lancelet), 2521 nucleotides long. Its product is annotated as gastrula zinc finger protein XlCGF57.1-like. The coding region runs from base 40 to 2031 and encodes 663 amino acids. Gene Ontology annotation, molecular function: DNA-binding transcription factor activity, RNA polymerase II-specific; RNA polymerase II transcription regulatory region sequence-specific DNA binding. Gene Ontology annotation, cellular component: nucleus. The transcript is spliced from 2 exons. Lineage: Eukaryota; Metazoa; Chordata; Leptocardii; Amphioxiformes; Branchiostomatidae. The record is from RefSeq and is a predicted model, not a curated record. Gene Ontology annotation, biological process: regulation of transcription by RNA polymerase II.